UGACACGCAAAAAGGCUGAAUCUCUCGAUUCUACUUCCGCUAUGCUUGCGCAUGCGUUGUCUCUUGUAAGCGCAACAAGGAAUUCAUUCGCAUGGAAGAUCUGCAGAACGAUCGUCGGGGCUGUCAACAAAGCUACACCAGCCAGAAGAUAAUAUUGCCAAUAGUGAGGAGGUCACCAUGGUGUUGAUGAAUCCUGUCAUUUCCAAGCUGACCGGUAAGCUGGUCGUCCUGGCUAGUGCAUCUCCAAGGAGGCUGGAGAUACUCACCAAUGUGGGUUUACGAUUUGAGGUUGUCCCAUCCUGGUUCAAGGAAACGUUAGACAAGAGGCUGUUCAAAACACCCCAUGAGUAUGCUGUGGAGACUGCCAAGCAGAAGGCCCUGGAGGUGGCCAAGAGGAUGCCGUUUAAACACCUGAAAACUCCAGACAUUGUGAUCGGAGCAGACACUGUUGUUACAGUGGAUGGACUGAUUCUUGAGAAGCCAGUGGACAAGCAAGAUGCCUACCGAAUGCUUUCAAGGUUGAGUGGUAAAGAACACAGUGUUUUUACCGGAGUGGCGAUCAUUCUCUGCCAUGAGAAAGAAGAUGAAGAGAUUGAUUAUCAAGUUAUUGACUUCUAUGAGGAGACCAAGGUGAAGUUUGCAGAUCUGUCUGAUGAUUUACUCUGGGAGUACAUCAAUAGCGGAGAACCCAUACGUGUGUGUUUGUUGUGUCUCUGUUUGUGUAUGCAUGGAUCUGGGUCUCUCUGUAUGUGUGUGUGUGACAGGGACAAGGCUGGUGGCUAUGGUAUCCAGGCUCUGGGUGGUAUGCUGGUGGAGUAUGUACACGGAGACUUCCUGAAUGUGGUGGGCUUCCCGCUCAACCAGUUCUGCAAGAAGCUGGGUCUCAUCUUCAGCCCCCCAGGCAGUCUGACACACAACAGCACCCAGACCAGCCCCCAAGGCAGCCCUGUCGACACGGUCCCACCAGCCGAGCCAGCCGCCAGCAGCCCAACCCAUAACGGCCCUCCGGACAGCCAAGGACAAAACAUCCCUUCAGCCAGUACAGCCCAUAAUGUGAAACAGGAGGAGAGUGGGUGUGGAGAGGGCGAGGUGCCCUGGACGUUGGUCAACAACCUGUCUAAGUGCUCUGCGAACGGGGAGGCUGAGCCCCAGGGCAUCAGCGACCCUGCAGCACCAGACUUGACCAGCAGGGGCACCAUUCAGAUGCAGAAUGUGAGGGAGCACGAGACAGAAGACGGCAAGGAAAAGUUGAGCAAGAUGAUCGAGCUCAUGGAUGGAUUUAAAGCCUCAAAGGUGUUGUUCACAGCAUCCAAGCUGCGUGUGUUUGACGUGUUAAGGAGCAGUAAGAAAGGGGAGCUGCAGGCUGAGGAUGUGGCCCAGGAGAUCAAAGCAUCUAUUAAGGGGACCGAACGCCUGCUGGAGGCCUGCGUCUCUCUGGGACUCCUGCAAAGAACGGGAAAAGAGUACACAAACACAGCGAUGUCCAGGCAUUUCCUGCUGUCGGACGGUCCCCUCUCUCUGCAGGGGUACAUCCAGCAUUGUAACGAACUGGUGUGGCCUCUCUUCACCCACCUGGAGACUGCUGUGAGGGAGGGUACCAACCAGCACGAGAAGGCCUUCGGGAAAACCUCUAACCUUUUCCAGGAUGCCUACUACAGCAGACAUGAAGUGAAGCUGCGAUUCAUGAAGGCCAUGCACAGCAUCGCAAAGGUUUCUGGUAGAGACGUGGCGACGGCCUUUGACCUCUCCAAAUAUAAGACGGCCUGUGACCUGGGAGGCUGCACUGGGGCCAUGGCGUAUGAGUUUGCCAAAGCACACCCGGGGUUGUCUGUGACCAUGUUCGACUUACCCGAAGUCAUUGAGAUGAGCAGUCACUUCCGGCCACAUGACGCAGAUGACAGAGUAUCGUUUGUAGCAGGAGAUUUCUUCAAAGAUGAGCUUCCCAAGGCAGACGUAUACAUAUUGGCAAGAAUUCUCCACGACUGGUCGGAUGAGAAAGUACACAUUUUGCUGAGUAAAAUUGCGAAAGCAUGCAAUCCUGGCUGCUGCGUGCUGGUGAGUGAGAUCUUUUUGGAUGAGGACAGGAAGGGGCCGAGCAGAGGCCUACUUCAGGCCCUCAGUUUGACCGAGGGGAGACAAAGGAGCGCCUCCGAAUACAGUCUCCUACUGAAGAGCCACGGCUUCACCGCAGCACAAGUCAAACACACACACAACCUCCUGGAUGCCAUCCUGUGUGUCACUGAGUGACUUGGAGACAAACAACCUUGAAACCAAUAAAGAAUAUAAAUCAAUUAAAUGCCUCCCCAGUCUAGAAUCAAGCUCUUGCCCCAACCAAUAGACACUGAGGCCCUGUUUUUAAAUACUAAAGGUUUACUGAUCGCAAACUGCUUACAGCCAUCCUGUCAUGUCAGAUCAACGAUUACUUCAAGAAAGGUAGGAAGGAAGGACUCUUUUUAGAACUGUUCAAACAGGGCCUCACUCCAUAUUACUUUUACCCAUCCAUUUCAUGUUGAUCUUCAAAGGGGUCAGGAAAUGUUGGGGAAAUGGGGCUAGGGGUUUAUUUUGGAUGAUAGAUUCUGUGACUACGGAGCCGCCACCUCCCUUGGCUGUGAGACAUGUUACUGUUCCCCACAAUGACCAAGACAGUUUAAUUUGACUUUUAAUUCAUUAUAAAAAUGGACCACAAUGUUGUGAAUUUCAAUGGACCACACUGACGGCAUUUCUUUCAAACACUGCAAUAUAGACUAUCAGAGGUAUGUCUAUGCAGCUGACUUUGAUCUCACAGUAAUCCUUGAAGUCUCUGUCAUUAAGCCAGCCAGGUCACCUGUGAUAUAAGUCAGUAUUCGAUGUCCGUCCAUUUCUGAGGACGCAGGGAGAUGAUGUGGAAACCGGCCACUGGUGGCAACAGUGAGUGCCUUUACCUUCAAGUAGGUUUUGGUAGGCCAGGGUUUCCCCAACUCGGUCCUCGGGACCGAGUUUUGCCCUAGCACUACACAGCUGACUCAAAUAAUAAACUAAUCAUCAAGCUUUGAUCAUUUUAAUCUGCUGUCCAGAGGACCGAGUUUGGGAAACGCUGUACUAAGGGUGUUGGGGAUGAUGGAUGAGCGUAAGCCUAUCCCGAACCUUAACCAUUUGGAGAUAAUGCCUGAACUUAACCAUAACAAUUCAGAGUUAAUACCUAAACUUGACCUUAAUCACUUCAAAAAGUUGGAACAACUUCUAAAUUUGACGUUUGAGAAACAUGGAUGAACUUCUAAUUCUGAGAGUAUGAGAGCUGGUAGCAUAAAACUGUCAUGACAGCUGAUGACCGCAAAGACAACCAACAAUAAUUAACUGACCGCUUUCCCAACAUUUUGAGACCACCACAACACUUCGUUGUUUGCCUUUUGACAAUUUUCCUGUCUGAAUUGUUUCAAUAAUGAAAUAAAUAUUUUGUCUGAAAUAA
This is a messenger RNA of Oncorhynchus mykiss (rainbow trout), 3445 nucleotides long. It is a transcript of the gene asmtl, whose product is annotated as acetylserotonin O-methyltransferase like. The record is from RefSeq and is a predicted model, not a curated record. Gene Ontology annotation, molecular function: O-methyltransferase activity; nucleoside triphosphate diphosphatase activity; protein dimerization activity. Lineage: Eukaryota; Metazoa; Chordata; Actinopteri; Salmoniformes; Salmonidae.